AUGGUGAGUUGGGAGUUCAUAGGUGAAGCACUGACUGGAUACGGGUUCCCUGAGACUUUCAUACAAUUAGUCAUGACAUGUGUUACCACCACUAAAUUUACAGUGAAGGUUAAUGGAGAAAGUGUUGGGUAUUUUGAAGGCAGAAGAGGACUGAAACAAAGGGACCCAAUAUCCCCAUUACUAUUUGUCUUAGUCAUGGAGUACUUGUCCAGAACACUUAAGAAAAUGAGUGAGCUUCCAGAUUUCACAUACCACCCAAUGUGUAAGGAUCUCAAGUUAACUCAUCUGAUCUUUGCAGAUGGUUUGAUGAUUUUAUGUAAAGGUGAUAUAAAAUUCAUUGCUAGAGUGAUGGAGGCCAUAAGCCAUUUUAGCAUAACAGGAUUUACUAUAGGGACCCUUCCUAUCAAGUACCUUAGAAUGCCCCUCUCUUUCAAAAAGUGGAGUAAAAUGGAAUGUCAUGAACUAAUGGGGAAGAUAACUAAUGGGGUCAGGAAUGCCUACUCAAGAUGCCUAUCAUAUGCAGGGAGGUUACAAAUUAUAAAUGUUGUAUUGUUCUCAAUAUAUAACUUCUGGGGAGCUAUAUUCAUCCUACCUCAGAGUGUUUUGAAAGAGAUGGACAAAAUAUGUAGGGAUUAUCUUUGGGGUAGUACUGAAGAUCACAGAAAACUUACAUUAGUAGCUUGGGACAGAGUGUGUACUCCUAAGAAGUAUGGUGGGCUGAACAUCAAAGGGUGCAAGAAUUGGAAUAUAGCUGUUGUAGGAAAACUACUCUGGUAA
Molecule: messenger RNA, 777 nt
Organism: Nicotiana tabacum (common tobacco)
Lineage: Eukaryota; Viridiplantae; Streptophyta; Magnoliopsida; Solanales; Solanaceae
Source: RefSeq, a predicted model, not a curated record